CAUUCUAUAAAAAGAAGACGUAUAAAUCAUGCCAGGUAGAAUAUGGAUAUUUACCUUUUAUUUUUAUAAUCUUUAAAUUUUAUUGUUAAGCAUUUCGUAACCUCAUGAGAUUUUGAGAAUGCCUUUUUGUUUUAUGCUUCAAGGUAACUGCUGAAGCUCAGGUUUGUACUGAUCCACAGAAUGUCUGCAAACUUCAGCAUUUGAGGUCUCUAGGACUCCUGUCUGACACAGAGUGCAGGAGUAAAGGAGACCCUGAGGCCAGUGGAAACCAUGCGGGGGAGUAUCUAAUGUCACAUGGCCAUCGGCUAUCUUUCUCCUGACACGGUCUCUCUGAGAGUCAUUCAAGCACAUCAACGAGUACCUUCUGGAGUCAGGGCAGAGGCGAGAGGCCCCCAGAGCCAGCACAUCAUUGUAGCUGUGAUCCUGACCAAGCUCUUUUCCGGCUGUGAAAUCCCAGGAAUCAAGCCUUGUUGUUUGACUGCAGCCCUAGAAAUGAGCGAGGAGAGAGUAAUAUACACAGAGCUGAAAUCAGCCCAUUCAAGGCAACAGGACAAAAGACGUCCAAUGGUUAAAAGGAGAGGAUUUCCAUGGCAUAUCGUUGCAGUCACCCUGGGAUUUCUAUGUUUAUUCUUCCUGCUGGCAAUCACAGGCUUGGGAUAUAUGUUUUUUCACAGGUGUUCAGGAGAAAUCAGACAAGAUAUGAAAGCACCAGAAGACAAGAAUGCUUCCUUAGCAGAAGUUGAAGAUCACUUAAUUUUACUACCCACUACAGCAUGGAAUGAAGACGAUGACACAUUUCAAGGAAAAUGGUACUGCUGUGGAGGAAGCUGUUACCACUUUUCAAAAGAGGAGAAAACUUGGGAGAGAAGCGUGGUGUCAUGCCGAGAUCUGCAGUCUAGUCUCCUGAAGAUUGAUACUAAAGAGGAGCAAGUCCUUAUUCAAUCAAAAAUAAAAUACAAUCAUUGGAUUGGAUUAAUUAGGGUUCGAGAAGGCAGGAAUCCCUGGCAAUGGCUGGAUGGCUCACCCCUAUCUCAGAAGCUGUAAGUUUUCAUUUCACGGCCUUGCUCCCUUUCCUGCUCAAUAACGGAUUGGUAGAUUAUUGGUGAAGAGAGGAACAGAUCCUUGGGGACUUAGGGAAUAUCGUUCAUUCCAUUUGAUCUCGCUUCUUAGAUCGGCAACCGAGUGCAAAUCUGAGACCUCAAGAGACCUAAAGAGCAUGAUUUAUUCCAUGUUCUUUAAUGGAAGGUCCUUCCA
Felis catus (domestic cat) is the source of this 1254-nucleotide messenger RNA. Its product is annotated as C-type lectin domain family 1 member A-like. Bases 295 to 1044 code for a protein of 249 amino acids. The transcript is spliced from 6 exons. The record is from RefSeq and is a predicted model, not a curated record. Lineage: Eukaryota; Metazoa; Chordata; Mammalia; Carnivora; Felidae.